Messenger RNA from Diaporthe amygdali, 1860 nucleotides. RefSeq lists its product as uncharacterized. The record is from RefSeq and is a predicted model, not a curated record. The transcript is spliced from 2 exons. Gene Ontology annotation, cellular component: TRAPPII protein complex; trans-Golgi network. NCBI's taxonomy places the organism in Eukaryota, Fungi, Ascomycota, Sordariomycetes, Diaporthales, Diaporthaceae. Bases 1 to 1860 code for a protein of 619 amino acids. Gene Ontology annotation, biological process: intra-Golgi vesicle-mediated transport.
AUGGCAGUCCCUACGAAACCGGGAGACAGUACUUCAGGAGAAGAAGACACGGCAUUCCUCGAGCAAUCCUUCUUGGCCUACACCGUCCCUUUCAAGACAACUAUCAAUAUCGAGGAGGAAAUCAAGGCCGCCAUUGAAAAGGGCCAGCCAUUGGAGGAUUUUGAAAACCGGCCAUGGCUCUUCUUCGAUGAAACUGUCGAGGUCUUCUUGAUACUUCGCACCCACGGCCUGACCGACGAGUUGUUGAAGUCCUACUUGAAGAGGCUUGUUGUGACUCUGCAGGCGCAAAUAGUAAACAGUCCUGCGACAGAACGAACCGAAAUCGCACCUGCCUCGGAGGUGGUAUAUAAUGAGGACAUUGAAGAUGUGGAAAACCCCUUGACUGUCGUGGACAGUGCGCAGGCAGGCCAGGAAGAUGAUGGUAUGGCUCCAGGCACCAAAUACGUCGUAUGGAAAGCUUCAGCCUUCCUGACGAGACCCCGAAUGCGGCUAUAUGGGCCGUCUGUUGUGUUCUCGGCGACAGCGAGUUUGAAGCCCGGCCCGGAACAGCUUGGCGAGCAACAGGACGGCUACCUAGAGAGCGGUGUACCCGCAGGGCUUAACUUGCUCGGAUCCUUUGCUGGGGAUCCCCUCUUAGGUGGUGUCAAGCCUCACCUGUCUGCUGUACGAGUCUCUCGCGUCGCACCAGUCACUCAGUCCAAGGACUCGUUCCCAAUCCUCAAGGGCCAGCCCAGAAUCUCUCAGCAGAUUUACCCAGCCGCACAUACGCGUGUACGCUUUGCGCGGCCAAACACCAUACCACCCAGUCCAGCCAUAAUAGCCCUGCUAGAGAUCGAUUUCACACCUUACUUCGACUGCGAGGUUGCUGUGGACAAGGUUGACCUCUCCAUGCGGGAGGGUCAAGUUGAAGAUCUCAACAAUAUAUCCGGUCUAUCCCUACCUCUGAACUGCGUGGCACAUGACCACAUUACCCUCAUGUAUAGACUCGCCCCUCAGGAAAGCGACGUGCCCUCCAGAAGCCCAACGCGGGAGCUUCUCAUCUCCAUAGAGUGCAGCGCACUUGUUCAGGCAGGAGUCUGCACUCCCAAACUGCGCAUGGCAUGGUCUACCAUCCUGGACUUUACCCUUCCUGUCAACCCUGGUUUCGGCUCAGGCGUCAAUAAGCCUUUCCAGCGGUCCCACAAGCCAGCUCAGCUCUCCAUCAGCGACGGCACGAGCUUCGUCUCACCCUCGGUAUCUAGACCCGACUCCCUCCCCGGCCUCGAAGCUCUCGCAGAGCGUUCGAUCGAGACCAGCAUACCAGAGUUCGGAAUAACGAUGACGUUUACCGCGCCAGACGGGCCAAUAUACCCAGGUGACGAAUUCGUCUGGAACGUCUUCGUCGUUAAUCGCAACUCUACCUCCCUUAACCCUUCCAAACCACCCUCAGAAGCCAUCCCGGCGGCGCGCAAGCUGGCCCUCCUCGCAAUCCCCAGGCGGCGCAGAAACGACAUGCGCGUGAUACGGCCGCCCUCGACAGCCGGGCGGGACCAUCUCCUAGCAAGGCGCAAGUCCGCCAUUGCCGCGGCGAUCGGCGAGGGCCCCGAGGCGGAGAUCGCAGACGCGGUGCUGGACGAGAACAUCGUACACGCGAUGCAGCGGAGCAGCCUGGUGGACAGCACUGAGGUGGUCUGCCUCUCCGCGGACGUCCGCGUGGGCCCGCUGGCCCCCAACGCGUGCCACGUGGUCGAGCUGCGCUUCCUGGCGCUCAAGGAGGGUAUCGUGGGCGUCGAGUGCAUCCGAGUAGUAGAUCUUGGGAACCAGGAGCAUGUUGACAUUAGGGACCUCCCGGUCAUGGUUGUUGAAAAGCGCCAGGACUGA